Molecule: messenger RNA, 549 nt
Organism: Haliaeetus leucocephalus (bald eagle)
Lineage: Eukaryota; Metazoa; Chordata; Aves; Accipitriformes; Accipitridae
Gene: CUNH1orf146
Product: chromosome unknown open reading frame, human C1orf146
Exons: 5
Coding region: 1-531 (176 amino acids)
Biological process (GO): reciprocal meiotic recombination; synaptonemal complex assembly
Cellular component (GO): chromosome
Source: RefSeq, a predicted model, not a curated record
AUGACAGAAAGUGGUGGGCAGGAACAGUCAAGAUGGAUAACAACAGUUAUUAUGAGCACAGCUCUGCAGAAUCAUGAAAUUUCUACAAUUCUACAGAGGCAACAACACCGAGUUCGAUAUUCAGAAUCAGUGGAAAUGGGAUCCGUGAUUUUUUCUCUUUCUGGUGUUGCAUUUUUACUGUCAGACAUUCAAGAAUUGCUUAUGACAGGGGAAGAACAAUUUUCCAAAAGAAUUCAGAAGUUCAUAAACAUUCAUCGGAACAGUUUUUUGGUUUUGUCAGCUGCUCUUCAUGGACCAGAAGAAUGGAAUGUCAUGUUUAGGAUUCAAAGAAGAUUCCUGGGCAGUAAUUUACGUGUAAUGCCAGUUCAUAAUACUGCUGAAACUGUUAAGUUAAUGCUAACUAUAGCUAGGGUAACUUCCAAGCCACAAGCAGAUGAUACUCGUUACAAAAUAGCAAUGACAAAAGCCCAAAUAAUAGAAAACAGUCCAGUUUGGAAGAUGCUUCAGGACUACCAGUUGCAUUGUAAUUAAUUUAGUAUUUGGGGUUUU